AGAUCAUCGAAAUGAGAAGCUCAUCAUCGAGAAGAAGAAAGAAUCCUUGUUUCUCUCAUGGUAUGGCUCCAUUGCUCCUCCUCCUCCUUCCUCCUUCUCUUCGCCCUUGUGAUCCCAUCCUUGGCUGGUAAAUCUAGUGGGGUUUGUGUUUCUCCUGGUGGUCGCUUUCCUCCAUUUUCAUCUGAAGGGAAGGCCCCUGGAUUGGUCUCCAGAGGACCAAGAGAUUUGGCGCUUUGUAGGGUUUUCAGAAAGAAUACUUGUUGUGAUUUAGCUCAGACUUACCCUGCUUUGUUGGCUAUUAGAAGGUUGGCUUCUGCUGGAGAAGCCAGUCAAGAGUGUUUGAGUUUGUGGGAAUUGUUGGAGUGCUCUAUAUGCCAUCCUCUUGUUGGUGUUCAUCCUGGGCCUCCUCUAAUUUGUGAAUCUUUUUGUGAUGGGAUUUUUCAGACUUGUGCCAAUGCUUACUUCUCAAUUGAUGCAAAGACACAGGUUUUGUCUCCAUGUGGACCUAGUGAUGUUGUUUGUGGCAGGGCAAGUGAAUGGGUCUCAAACGGUACAGAACUCUGCCACUUAGCUGGUUUUGCAGUGCAACCGGCUAAUUUUAUCUCCCAGAGUGACACUGUGCCCUUCUGUUAUGGAGAGAAAUCGAGCAUUGAAUCAGUUGCUGGUUCAUGGAGCACUCCUCGAUCAAGGUCCCUUUUUAAGGGUGGGAAGUCUAGGGUGCUUGAAGAUUUUCGGCAAUGGUUGGGCGACAUGGCAACUACUGAAAAGGUUUCAUGGGCAAUUGGAGGGAUGGUUCUCACUGCAGGACUCCUCUUUGUAAGCAAAAGAAAAGGCUAUAGCCGACGGCAGAAACAGGCAGCUAUUUUUCGCACAGCCAGAAAACUAGAAGCAAGGAUCAACCAACAACCUGCAAGAAAAUAGGAAGGGGCCUUAUUUCUUUCUAAUUCUCAUUUUCUUAUAUUUUAGAAUGUAAGUUUUGUGCAUUGUUUCAAUAGUCAUUGUGAUGUAAGCUCAAAGAUAAUGUAUUUCUGUUUAGUACUUAGUUAGAGACUGUAACAUCCAAGCAAUUCUCUGAAAAAUAUGGCUGUUUCCUAAUUGUUUUCUUUGUAAAAUGGAGAGUU
Dioscorea cayenensis subsp. rotundata (Guinea yam) is the source of this 1121-nucleotide messenger RNA. RefSeq lists its product as uncharacterized. Lineage: Eukaryota; Viridiplantae; Streptophyta; Magnoliopsida; Dioscoreales; Dioscoreaceae. Bases 58 to 921 code for a protein of 287 amino acids. The record is from RefSeq and is a predicted model, not a curated record. The transcript is spliced from 4 exons.